Molecule: messenger RNA, 1287 nt
Organism: Uloborus diversus
Lineage: Eukaryota; Metazoa; Arthropoda; Arachnida; Araneae; Uloboridae
Exons: 2
Coding region: 1-1287 (428 amino acids)
Cellular component (GO): nucleus
Molecular function (GO): DNA binding
Source: RefSeq, a predicted model, not a curated record
AUGCAGGAGCUUGGGUUUGGUUUGACGGUCAGUCGAAUCAGGCACAUAGCAUACUCCCUUGCUGAGAAGGAGUGUGCUUCAAACAACAAACCGUUUCCAUUCAGCGACAAGAAAAAAUGUGCCAGUUGGAAGUGGUGGCGUGAGUUUCGUCGCAGAUACAAUUUAGGCCUAAGAACACCCGAAAAUUUGUCCCAAUAUCGGGCAAACAAUUCUAAUAGGGUGUUACUCAAUGAUUUCUACGACAAACUCUCUGAGGUUUAUGAAAAGUUUCCAGAAGGCAUCAAACCUCAACAAAUUUGGAACUGCGACGAAACGGGGCUGUGCUACGUUGUGAAGUCUGGACGAGUUGUUAUAAGAAUAGGCAAGCGGUUCGUCUAUAAUCGAGUAAUUGCUGACAAGGCUGAAACUCACACCGUUUUACCUUGCGUCAAUGCCGCAGGUGAAUUUGGACCUACUCUACUGAUCUUCAAAGGCGCUAGAAUGAUUGAUGGUUUGAAAAUUGGGGCGCUUCCAAAUGUAACAGUUGCAGUGUCUCAGAGUGGCUGGAUAAACUCAGAGUUAUUUCUGAUGUGGUUUCAAAAAUUUGUCCAGGGGAUUUCCUCAGCAAGGCCUGUGGUGCUAUUAAUGGAUUCACAUGCGAGUCACAUAACUCCUGAAGUCAUUGCAAUGACUUCAGAGAAUGAUAUCAUAAUUGUAACAUUUCCAAGCCACACAAGUCAUUUGCUACAGCCUUUGGAUGUAGCAGUAUACCGGCCUUUGAAAUUGGCUUGGCAGAAACACCUGAGGCAGAUUCAAGAAGGUAAUCCGCUGAGAAGACCAGGAAGAUUCGAUUUCCAUGGGAUGUUCAGUCCCGCUUUUCUGGAAGCAUUCAGCAGAGAAAAUAUCAUUUCUGCAUUCUGCAAGGCUGGUGUUUUCCCACUAAACAAGAUGAAAAUUCCUGAUGAAGCCCUGACAACAAACGUGGAUAACAGGUGUAUGGAUGAAAAUUCCCUGUCAGUCAGCAAUGCACCUGCUACAAAAGAAGGCAUCGAUGAUGUGUUAAAACUACCUGAUUUUACAGCACGUGCUCCAAAACCUGCAAGGAAGAGGCGUGAUCCAUCAGCUGCAGUUCAUCUUCCAGGGGAGAAAUCAUGUGGUAAUACUUCCACCGCCAGUACCAGUUCCAGUACUAGUGACACUACCAAAUCCUGUGUCAGUGCCAGUACCAGCAGUUUGGUUAAAGCCAAAAAGAACACCAAUAAGAGCAAAGGUGAAGCUGAAGAUGAAUGGUUUAAUAUUUUCGAUUAG